Molecule: messenger RNA, 1365 nt
Organism: Nerophis lumbriciformis (worm pipefish)
Lineage: Eukaryota; Metazoa; Chordata; Actinopteri; Syngnathiformes; Syngnathidae
Source: RefSeq, a predicted model, not a curated record
AUGGACAGAAAUGACAGCGAUGCUCAGUCUCCAACAGAGUUUCUGCCGGACCUUUGCACCAUCAAGGAUUCUGACAAUGAUGUCUUUCAAGACUUGGGAAACGUCAACAAGGAAGACGGAUUCCAGCCCCCUAACAUCACCAAAGUGAUGGCAGCAUGUGAUGCCUGCUCUGAGCAAAAGCAGUUGGUUGAUGCAGAGUGGUACUGGGAAAACAUUUCAAGAGAUGAAGUGAAUGGAAUGAUGAGAAACACGCCCGAUGGUACAUUCUUGGUCCGUGACGCUUCCAGCAGGAUCAAGGGAGAAUAUACACUAACAUUAAGGAAAAAUGGCUCCAAUAGACUGAUAAAGAUCUUCCAUCAUGAAGGGAGGUAUGGCUUCUCUGAGCCAUUGACCUUCCCUUCUGUAGUGGACCUUAUUCAGUAUUACCAGAACAAGUCACUGGCCCAGUACAACUCUAAACUGGACACACGACUGCUCUUUCCGAUCUCCAAAUAUAUGCAGCAGGCUGUGAUGGAGCUUGACAUUGAUGCAGUUGGAGAACGGCUCAAGGUAUUUCAGGACCAAUAUGAAGAGAAGAGCAAAGAGUAUGACCGUCUCUAUAAGGAGCUGAACCAAACAUCCCAGGAACUGCAGACGAAGCGGAUGGCUAUUGAGGCAUUCAGUGAAAUCAUUCGGAUUUUUGAGGAGGAGUGUCAAACGCAAGAACGCUACAGCAAGGAAUACAUCGACAUGUUCUUCAAAUUAGACAACAAUAUGGAGACUGACAAGAUGCAGAACAGUUCUGAAGAGUUGCAAUCAAGAGUGGAGGAAAUACACAACAGCAAGAUCAAGUUGGAGGAGGAAUUAAGGAAUAAGGUGCUGGCCCACAUGGAGGUUGACAGGAAAAUAAAUCACUUGAAGCCAGACCUCGUGCACCUCAGGAGGAUCAGAGAUCAAUAUUUGUUCUGGCUCUCUCAGCAAGGGACCAGGCAGAGCCAGAUCGAUGAUUGGCUCGGUGUGCGGAAUGAAGAAGACCCGUACACUCUGGCAGAUAAUUCGCACCAUGAGGAGAGGACUUGGUAUGUUGGAGGCAUGACCCGGAGGGAGGCUGAGGAGCUUCUAAAGGGCAAACGAGAUGGCACCUUUCUGAUCAGAGAUAGCCAAAGUCAAAGAGGAUCCUUUGCAUGCUCUAUUGUUGUGGACGGGCACGUGAAGCACUGUGUGAUCAACAGGACAUCCACAGGCUAUGGCUUUGCUGAGCCCUACAACCUGUAUUCAUCACUCAGAGAACUGGUUGUCCACUAUCAGCACACAUCUUUGAUCCAACACAACCAGCAGCUGAAUGUAACCCUGGCCUGGCCUGCUCUCAGCCAGCAGCCCAGCUGA